AUGGAGACAAUCCUCAAAGACAUCCAUGCAACUACCAACAGCCUCUUUGACUUUAGGGAUAUGUAUGAGUAUGAAAAUCGCUUGAAAACCUUCACUCAGUGGCCUUUUAAGGAGAAUUGCAAAUGCACUCCUGAAAAUAUGGCCAGUGCUGGUUUUAUCCAGUGUCCAAACACAGAUGAACCAGAUGUGGUGAAGUGUUUCUUUUGCUUGAUAGAGUUGGAGGGAUGGGAGCCCAAUGAUGACCCCUGGCAGGAACAUGCCAAACGUAGCAACGACUCUUGUGGAUUUUUGUCCCUUUCUAAGAAUUUUGAUGACCUAACAGUGGAGGAAUACUACGAAAAAGAGAUGGAGCGAGUCAGGGUUUUCCUUUGCAAAACUGGCAGAAGUGUAAUACAUGCCUUUGAAAAGGAAGUGGCCCUAACUAGAAAGCGCCUUGUGGAUCAUUUUGUGAAUAAAUACGAAUUUACUCCAGACUGGGAAAAACCACCCCAGACCUUCCUGCCGGGUAUAGAUUCUGCUGCAAAAGAACACUGUGUGUUCAUGGCUGAACAGAAGACAAUAUGUCAGAACGGAGAAGGCAAGCCCGCUCUGCUGACAAGCGCAACCAAUGGAAACAUAGGCCUAUGACAAGGGCGUGUAGCAUUGCCCAGAAAGCAGCUCUGAAGGGGAACAACUUGGUAAUAUGUGCUGGUAGACAGGGGAGAGGAAUACUUGGAUAUGUCUCUGUUCCUGAUGCUGGAAUUGAUCUACAAUGUUCUACAUGAAACCAGAAGUGGGGAAAAUGAGAAAAUAUUGGCCUUAUGAAACCCAAUGUUG
Anolis sagrei ordinatus is the source of this 816-nucleotide messenger RNA. RefSeq names its product baculoviral IAP repeat-containing protein 5.1-like. Lineage: Eukaryota; Metazoa; Chordata; Lepidosauria; Squamata; Anolidae. The record is from RefSeq and is a predicted model, not a curated record.